Molecule: messenger RNA, 2432 nt
Organism: Fundulus heteroclitus (mummichog)
Lineage: Eukaryota; Metazoa; Chordata; Actinopteri; Cyprinodontiformes; Fundulidae
Gene: slc39a1
Product: solute carrier family 39 member 1
Exons: 4
Coding region: 243-1154 (303 amino acids)
Biological process (GO): zinc ion transmembrane transport
Cellular component (GO): plasma membrane
Molecular function (GO): zinc ion transmembrane transporter activity
Source: RefSeq, a predicted model, not a curated record
AACAAAACCUACUCCGAGGCUCGUCGCUUUCUCGGAAGCGAUCGUUAUGAUCGUCCUCGGCCACCGUAGCAGCAGCACAACCAGUUUCUAAGUAUCAACACUGCGGCUGGUCGCUUCAGUGAGGCGCUCCUCGCUCGUCGGACGCAGAUGUUAGCAGCCUGUUUAUUGGCUUGAUAGACACUCCGAUGUUGGUAGAGUUUCUGCCCGACUCCUCACUCCCUCUUUGACGGUCCGGGCUAACCAUGGACUACCUGCUGCAGGUGAAAAUCGGAGCUUUGGUGGGCUUGUUGCUCCUGACUCUACUGUUUGGAUUCAUCCCCGCCAGAGUCAAAUGGUUCAGAGACACAAACGGGACAGAAGCCCACCGGAUAGUCCUGAGCCUGAUCAGCUGUUUCGCCGGCGGCGUUUUCCUCGCCGCGUGUCUGCUGGACAUCAUCCCGGAUUACCUGUCGGACAUCAGCGCAGAGCUCGACGCUCAGAAGUUGGAGACCAGCUUUCCCCUGCCGGAGUUCAUCAUGGCUGCUGGCUUCUUCACGGUCCUCAUCCUGGAGAAAAUGGUCCUCAGCUUCCGUCAGAUGAGGGGGGCCCACGGCGAAAGGGCGCCGCUGUUGUCAGAGAACGGCCACAGCCACAGCCACAGCGGGGCCGUCACGACGCCCGACCUGGAGAGCAGCGGGCACCACGUCCACGUCGACUUCCAGGCUCACUCCCCCUUUCGCUCCUUCAUGCUCUUCCUCUCUCUCUCCCUCCAUUCGGUUUUUGAGGGGCUUGCCAUCGGCCUCCAGAGCACAGACUCAAAGGUGUUGGAGAUCUGCAUCGCCAUCCUGGUCCACAAGAGCAUCAUAGUGUUCAGCCUGUCGGUGAAGCUGGUCCAGAGCGCCGUGCGGCCCUUCUGGAUCGCCGCGUACAUCGGCGUGUUCGCCCUCAUGUCCCCUCUGGGCAUCGCCAUCGGCAUCAGCGUGAUGGAGGCGCGGCUGGCGGCCGGCGCUCUGAUCCAGGCCGUGCUGGAGGGCCUGGCAGCGGGGACGUUCAUCUACAUCACCUUCAUGGAGAUCCUCCCGCACGAGCUCAACUCGGCCGGCAACCAGGUCCUCAAGGUGCUCUUCAUCCUGCUGGGCUUCACCAUCAUGGCCGCGCUGACGUUCCUGGGCUGAGCGUCUGCGAGGAUGCGGCCGGCGCCCUCUGUGCCUCCUGCUCCAGCUUCCACAAGCCCGUCGGUCACUUUAUCGCCAUUUUAAAACAAAUAUCGCCGCACUGUUACACUGAACUCUGGACACCUUUUUCCGGUGGGAAGGAACCUCCACAGCGCGCUCCUGUUUUCACGCCUGAAGUGUUAUGUUGCGUGUAAAUCGGAUGAUCUUUAUAUGUUGUUUUUAAGUUGAUUUUAUCCAGACAGGAACCACUGACAAAUGUACGAUAAAGACAAACACGGGUAGGCUUACGUUUUUUUUUUUGUUUUUUUAAAGCCUUCAGACACGCAUCAAGUCAGUGUUUUUUGUACCUUUUACAAUGUUAAGGAAGCAACUGGAAACAGAGUGCAGGGUGUGAGUGAGAUGUCCUCUAAGUCGCGUGUCUCGGUGCUUCUAUGCCUAUAAAAUGUUUACGUUUUUAUCUCUUAAUCAAAGAGGAAGUUUGAUAGCUCCCAGUUCCCAAAAAACAUUAAAUGCACUGUUUGUUGUUUUAUGUCACACUCCUUGUUUUUGGGUCAUUCUCCCUCUUGAAAACUUUCCUCUCAAUGACAAGCAUUUUAUUGCUUUUAGUAAACUUUAAAUUGUUCUUGCACUGACUUUAUUUUUUUUUUCUUCUGACAAACUAAUGUUGUGAUUCUUAAAUAUGAACCAAACGUGCUUUAAAAAAAAGUGACAGAUUCCAAAGUUUCAAUUCUGUAAAACCAGAGGAGCUGGUUUGUAGAUCAGGUUGUGAGACGUUGAACAGUAAAAGUUCAUGGACUGAAAACUAAAGAUCCGACGCACGUUGAUCAGAUCGUCGCCCUUAAAGCAAUCUCCUGGGCUCUAGCUGCGGUCUGUCGUCAUAAUUGCUGAUUUAGUUUGUCGUGUGUUGGUCUGGUUGUUUCCUCAUUGUGGUCAAUAUGCAGGAAAUAGAAAUCUGUGUUUUGAUUGUCAGCAAAAAUGUUGAUGACACCUAAAACUUUGCAGAUUAUUCAACUUUUUUGUUCUUUCUUUUGGCCGAUUUUCAUUUCAAGCAAGGGGCAUCCACAGCUUUCCUUUCUGUCUUUGUUUACCAAGUAUCACUGAUGCCUCCUUUUUUUUUUUUUUUUUUUUGCUUUGUAAAGCAUGAAAACCAGUAAAAGACAAAAACUGUGUAUGACUGACCGUUGAACGAAGAUUGUGCCUUAUCAUUGUUCAUCUUUUUUGAGAAGGUGACUUUGGUUUCUAACCCUGAUCAGAGUAAAGAAGAUUAUGACACUAAAA